AUGGACGCGAAGAGUCGCCAACACAAAAAUUAUCAAAGACUCUGAAGCGGCUGUUUAUAUGGACUACUUAUUCUAAAAUGCCUUCUUUUUUAGCUCGACUAUUCGAAGAAUAAUGAGAGCUAUCUUACUCACCCAAGCAUCGGCGUCAGUGUCGGCGUUUCACCUUGGUUGAGGUUUUGCAUUUUUAGAGAAGUGAUAGGGACACCAUGGAGAACUGGGACCCUAUGAGAGAAUCGUAUGAGAGCAAUCAGUUCCGCAGCUACAGUGCGGGACUUGGUGGACAGCUACAAAUACAGAGAAGUGAUAAGCGGGGAGGAAGUAAAACUGUGAAGCUGUUUGUGGGCAAUAUUCCUAUACAGAUCUCAAGUGAUGGAUUGCGGAGCUUGUUUUCACGGACAGGCAAUUUAAUAAGUGCCAGUGUUGUACGACCAAGAGAAGAACACCAGACCACCACGUUUGGGUUUGUGGAGAUGGCCAAUGCUGUUGAUGCAGAAAAGGCCAUACGGGAAAUGCACGGCUUCAGAAUCAACAUGAUGAGACUGAAAGUGAACGUGGCAAUGACCAGUGAAGAGAAAGAGGCAUACAAAAAACGAAAAGAGGAGCAGGCCUUGAUGAGUGCUGUGGAAGACUUUGAUGAAGAUGACCUUGAUAAAGACUUGGAAAUUGCGCCCAAGAAAUCAGCACAAACUAACAAACAACCCAGUGCCCCAUCCAUGGAUGCAAGAAAUACAAGUGCAGAGCCAUCUUUCAUGGGCAAAGGUAGAGGGGCAAUGCUGAAAAAAGUUGCAAGUGAAAUGAAUGAGAAAGGAGACUUUUCUAGACUACAACAGUCACUGGGUAGACAACCAGCCAUGAUGAACGGACAGCAUUCUCCGAUGGUCAGUCAAUUUAAGAACCUGUCCAUUCAAGUAGAUAACUCUGCUAGCAAAGCAUCGUCAAGAACCGCCAGAGUGAAGGGAGCAGGAAAUGCGUUGGUGAAUGCUUUGACAGAUCAGGAUUCCCAAUUAUUAACGCCACUGGGGCGUGGAACGCGGCCUUCAUCUGUUGGUAGAGGGGAGAGGGGAGCAGGCACAAAGCGUGACGGAUAUGAAACAGACUGGACCAGCUAUGGUAACACUGGCCAGCGAGGUAGGGGACGUGGAAGGGGUCGAGGCAACUAUCAAAGGGGUCGAGGCAGAGGCAAUUUUCAUGAUAGAUUCUACGAUGACAGGUAUUAUGAUGGCCAAGGCUACUAUGAUAACCGUUACUAUGACGAUCAAGCAUACAGGGGACCACCCAUGAUGGGGCGUGGUUGGCCAUAUGGUGGGGGAUAUGUGACUCCUGCACCUCCCGCAUACUAUGUGGACCCCAGUUAUAUGCCAGUAGUAGCCCCCAACACAUUGCUACAGCCAGCGUAUGUGAACCCCUCCCUCCAGACGCCCGUCCCUACAGUGAAUUCAGCACUCAAGCAAGCUAAGCAACCAGAACCUGAUCCACCCCUCGUGAAGGCUGAAUGUGCAGUAUGUAACAAGCUGGGCUCCUUCCGGUGUGGAAAGUGUAAAACCCCAUACUGUAGUCGACAAUGCCAGGCAGAUGAUUGGACCAAACAUGGCCACAAGUUGAAAUGUUCAGAUCUUGCAAAAUAUCACGAAGAUAUACAUGCCAUGAAGGACUUCGAUGUGGAUGUCAGUGACGACCUCAUACCACAAGUGAAAGCCCUGAUUGAGAAAGCUACGGGUGAGAAAAUUGAGAUCACCAAGAAGGCUGCUCCUUCCAAGGGUCAGCCCAGCCCAGCAGCCAGUGUACAGUCAAAAGCCAGCCCGCAGCCAAGCCUUCACCAUAGUCCUGCAGUAAGAACAGAGAAGCCAAGAGAUGCGGGAAGUUUGCGGGAAAAGUCAGGUCCAAGGUCGUCACAAGUCAGUCCUGCCGCCCCUCAGACAAGGCAAUCACAAGAACAGCAAAUGUCAGAUGAGAGAGGGUCAAGGGCGACCAGACCAGAGGUGUCCAGAGGUCAGGGAUCAAAUGUCAGACCGGCCAAUAGAAGAGGUUGUUUUAAUUGUGGAGAUGAAUCUCACAUGAGGAACGAGUGUCCAAAAUCUCAGAUGAGGAAUGAAGGUCCAAGUAACCAGGGCUGUUUCAACUGCGGUGAUAAAAGUCAUACACGCAAAAACUGUCCAAAACCUUACGGAUGCUGUAAUGUUUGCGGAGACACUUCACAUCGCCGGAAUGAAUGCCCACAACAACAAAUGAACAGAAAGCCACCAAGUAACAAACCAUCCAUUACUCAUGGAAUAAUGAAUUCAGCACCCACUGUAGCAGCAGAAAGUGUUGACGCAGAACUGGAGGCCCUUCAGAAUCCCCCAAAGACCCACCAAGUAGCCACAAAGGCAAAGAGAGGAUCCCCACCCCCGAAGAAGUCCAUCAUGUCUGCCCAGUUGCCCCUGAAUACAGAAACUCGGGUGUGUGUGGCGCAUGUACAGGAUCCAGACAAUAUCUAUGUGCAUAUUCUUAACGAUGACACGGCACAACAGCUGGGGAAGAUAACCACCUUACUAGCCACGAAGUACACGGACAGCGCUACCUGUGAUGUUAGCUCAGUAAUGUCCGGGGAGCUAUACGCUGGGAGAUACAGCAUUGACAAUCAGUGGUACCGGGUUCAAGUGCACAAGGUCAUAGAUGGUACUGUUAUGGUACAUUUUGUAGACUUUGGAAACACAGAAACAUGCCCUAUAUCAGAACUGAGGGUACUGGACCAAGAACUGGAAUCCUUAUCAGCCCAGGCUUUACAUUGUGCCUUGAGUGGAGUGACACCACUGGGAUCGGUCUGGGAAAGCUCACCACAGGUUUACGAGCAUCACAUCCCACCAAAUGUUGAGUACAGUGUCGUCUGUCAGUCCAUGUCAGAUGGCAGAUUCAACAAAAUCCACAGAGUGCAGUUGAAGACAGGUGAUGGGAAGAGUGUAGUGGACUCGCUGGUCAGUGCAGGCAUGGCAAAGCGGGUUGAUGAUACUCCUGCUGGAGGGGCAAAACCUGGGGAUAAGAGGGCAACUAACCAAGCUGAUUGCCCCAUUGUAAAGGCUUCAGAACUGCAAAAAGAAAUCAGCAGGGUUGAAGUGGGCUCGGAAGAGCUGAUGGUGGUUACAGACGUAAAAUCUCCGCUAGCGUUUGCCGUACAGAUGGUGUCCGAGGUGUUCCAGCAGUUUCAUGGACGUUUGAGCCGCAUCUACAAUGAGUCAAAUACACAGGAGUACAGGCCAGCAGAAGUGGGUGAACUGGUAGUAGCGAGAUUCCUAGCUGACACAGACAACAGCUGGUAUCGGGCUGAAGUUUUGAAAUUGAUGGACAACAAGGUCAAACUACGCUAUGUCGACUAUCUUAACAACGAUGACGUUCCGUUCAGUAUGGUCCGAAAGGCGACUAUGUUUUGUACUGAGAUUCCUGCGCAGGGAUUGAGAUGUAUGCUAAACAACAUUGAAGUUCCUGAGACCGGGUUCUGGUCUCCAGAAGUGAUGGCCUUGAUGGGGCACUUGUGUAGCCAUCCUGUGAAGGGGAAGAUUGUUUCGAAGGAGAACAAUGUUUUGACUCUGGAAAUCUUUAUGAUUGAUACAGGAGAAUGGUUCAAUCAGAUGGUCAAAUCUUUGCUUGUGAGAGAGUCGUCCCCAAGAGGCAGUUCUGCUUCUAACAAUAGCAAGAUCUCAAAAUCACCAAAGUCUGGCACUAGUCCAAAAAGCCCUGGCAACUUAGGUGUAGUCAGCUCUGCAAAGGAACUGCAGAAAAGUCCUACGAUUGAUGCAGUAAUUCCAAGUAAGAAAGUAAUUGAGCGCAGUACUCUUCCACUGGACGGAAGCCGCAUUUCAGUGAGUGUUACACAAGUGGUGGCGAUCAAUGCUGUGUAUGUACAAUUCCAAGAGCAAAGCAUGAUUCAGGAACUAGCAAGAAUCUCUAUCGGGCUGAAUGAAGAAUGUCCUGGAAUGAGCAUUUGCAAACCGCAGAAUGGUGAUUUCAUUGCAGCAUUGUACAGUGAUGGGAGCUGGUAUCGAGGACUUGUUAAGAGUAAGACUGAUGCUGGCUUGUACUCAGUACAGUUUGUAGAUUAUGGUAACACAGAUGAUGUCAAGACUGAGAAUUUAAGACCGCUUGAUGAAAAGUUCGCAAAUUUGCCAGCCAUGGCUGUUAGGUGUCAGCUCAAUGGUAGUGAAAAUAUAGGGGACCCUAAAUUGUUGCAGGAUAUUAAACUAUUGGAAAAUUCCCUGGUGCUUGUCAAGGCUCUUGAUGUUCGGAAUGGCCUGUUUACUGUUGAAAUGUUUCUGCAGGAAGGGCAGAAUAUCAAUGAGCUUCUGCAUUUAUCCCCUCAGGAUAAACAGUCAGAAGUUGCUGAAGAGGACAAUAGCCAAGCUGUAGUAGCUGAAACAAGAAAUGAAAAAGCCAUCAAAGUUGAAAAUAUUGUAAACGAUAAUCUUAUGCAAUCUAAUGUGCCAUCAAACAAUGUACCUUCGAGUAUUAUACCAGCAAAGACUUUAUUAACUGAUACUUUGACAAAAGCUGUUGUUGUUUAUAUUGAGAACUUGACAAGCUUUUAUAUCCAUGUAGCUGAACCGGAAACCGAAGAAAGUCUUCAGACUGUAACAGUGGGUGUGCACAAUGCUUGUGAGAGCAGUUCAAAUAUUUACAUACCAAGAUUGGGUGAAUAUGUUGGGGCACGAUAUACUGAUGAAGAGGUGACAGCUUGGUAUAGGGCCAAAGUUCUUGGCAUUGCUCAAGAUGAAGGUGAAAAUAAGUAUGAGGUUUUGAUCAUAGAUUUUGGUAAUCAAGGUUGGGUUCCCGAGAAAGACAUUCGUGUUUUACCUGAUGAUCUGAUGACCAUUCCUGCACUGGCUGUGAGAUGUAGUUUAAACAGGGCUACAGGCACAGAAGAUAAGGCAAUGGUCGAGGAUUUCCAGAUAACAAAGACAAACUUUAUGGAAGUAACAGUGCUGGCCAAGCAGGAAGAUAGGUACCAGGUGGAUCUAAUAGGUUCAAGUCAAGAUGGUUCAGUGAAAUUCUCUGUAAGCACAUUUCUGUUUGGGGAAGAGGAAAAUGGAGUUACAGUUGAGCAGAAUAUAAAGACUGAGAAUGUGUCAAUGGAAAAUGGUCCCUCGGAAGCACCUACCCAUGAAGCAGUUGUAGAUGAUCAGGAUUUGUAUAGCAGGAAAACAUCAGUAGAAACAGAUCAUUCUUAUGGAAAGUCAGGUACCCCUGAGAAGGUCCAAACUGGUCCACAGUUGACCCCUCCAGAAGAAAAUGGUGCUUCAUCUCCAACACUGGAAGUGAACAAGAAAUCUCUUAUGGUGUCAGCGAGCGCUCCUAUUUCUGCCUCUCCGCGUAUGGAGUUGCCUCUUGAUCAAAAGAUUGGGGCUGUUGUAUUUUGGGUGGAAAAUAUACGGUCUCUGUACAUACAACUGACUGAUGAAACUAUGCAGUACGAGUUUGUAGCAUUGCUUGGUGAACUACACCAAGCGUGUACAUCAGAUUCUCGUGAGCACCGACCAGUCGUUGGAGAAAUUGUUGGUGCAUUCUUCAGUGAUGGAGAAGAAGCUUGGUACCGGGGAGAAAUACUUGAGCUACUGCCAGAAAGGAAAUGUAGGGUCUUCUUUAUUGACUAUGGCAACACUGAUGUGGUUGAUAUGAAAUUGAUCAGAAAGAUUGAUAGGAAAUUACAGGCCCAUACUCGAAUGGCAAUUCUCUGUGCUUUAGCUGGAGAUGGGAAAGAAACUGCUGAAAUGCUUACAAAAUUAAAACAGUAUCAGAACAUUGAAUUACAGAUGACCGUUCUGUCAGAAUCAGAUGGAAAGUAUAACGUUGUUCUUUGCACAGGCGACUCUGGUGAGAACUUGAAUAAGUUGAUUGGUUUGAAACUCUCUGAGGAAGCUGCCAAGAGCUCCACUGACAUUGUGGAUAAUUUGCCUAAGCAGGUAACUCCAAAUAGAGAUUCGUUGCCAAGAAAGGUUUCCUCCCCACCUAGAGGAGAACAGAAAUCAUUUUUUACACAGACUUUGACAAAAGCUUGGCCAGAAAAGAAGGAUUUUAAAGUGAUCAUCACAUCCGUGGUUCGUCCAAACCUGUUCCAUUGCCAGGAGUUUACAGGGUUGGAACGCAUACAGGAACUGAACAUGCUGGGUGAAACGAUGAAGCUAGAGUGUGAACCAGCCCAGCAUGCAGGUGGCCUCAAGUUUGAAGUAGGAGAGCUAUGCUGUGCUAGGUUUCCAGUUGAAGGACUAGACUGGUAUCGAGCUACUGUCCUUGAGGUAUUCCCGGACAACACCAUGAAGGUUGAAUACGUUGACUAUGGUAACCAGGCUGACGUCCCGCUCACCCAGAUACGGCCAGCGACGGAGGAGUACACCAGACUUCCACUAUUGGCAUUCCGCUGCUCGCUACAUGGUGUUGUACCAAACGGGCAGAAGUGGUCUGAUGAAGCGAUUCUACAGCUGACUUCCCUUCAAGAUCGCCCCCUAGAGGCCACACUGGUGUCAAGAAAUGGAGACGUGUUUGAGCUAGAGAUUACAUGCGAGAAUGGCACGAGUGUAUCACAGGCACUGAUUGAUGCCGAGAUGGCGAAACCUGCCACUGAAGAGUCAGGUAUGAGCGAGAAGGAAAAGUUGAUACGUCAGAACGAGAUCCUGCAGAAACAGGUGGAACUCUACCGCAAACAGAUGACCGAAAUGAAAAAAAAUACAGCCAUGAAAAAAUAAAUGAACUGUAGCAGGCAGUUGGUUGUGUAGUACAUUGCCUGAUUGGCUAUUAUUACAUGUACGUUGGUUGAAAAAUAAGAAGAAAAAAUAGAAAUGCAAGGAAAUCAUAUUGAUUUCUCUUGACUUUGGAAAGGAAGCAGGGAUAGAGACAAGAACAGCUGUAAGAACAGAUAUAGACAAUAUACUUAUUGUUGGAACAUCUGUAUGAAAACUAUGAAAGCUGUAUAGGAUACUGGGCCUAUCCUGUUUGAAAUGUGUUAGAAGCUACACAAGGUAUAGCUAUACUGGCUCUUUAACAGUUGAUUUGAUUACAGUAUGUUGUUGAAGGAAUUGAUUUGUUGUUUUUUUCUCACUUUUCUGUUGCUUAUUUCUAUCAUGAUUAUUUUGAAUCUUAAACAAUUGAGUGUACAGUUGAAUACUUUUUGUUAGGUUAUGUAAUCAGUGUGAUUACAGAAGGUUUCUUGUCCAGUGUGUAGCAGUUCAGUUGAAUUUGGAUUGUUUUGGCUCCUAAUAAGUAUUGGAAAUUGACAAUGUAUUGGCAACAAUAGGGUCAUUCUAUUUUAUCACUGAUUUAUUUGCUAAAUAUAUUGAAGCACAAAUGUAUACAAAAUAUUUUAUCCAAAACAAUUUUGGAAAAAAAUGCAUCGAAAUACAAAAUAAUAUACAUGGAAAAAAAUAUUGAGCCACAAUUGUAGAUGGAUAAAUAUGUUGAUGCUCAAAAUUAAUUUAGAUGAAAAAAGGUAUUUACUUACACAUUUGGAUUAAAAGUAAGGAUUUGAACCUUUAUAAUAAAGUUGAUCAAUUCAUAAAUUCAAAUAAAAAGAGCUUGAAACAAACAUGCUCUACAGUCAGGUGAGUAAAGAUAAGUAUUGUAUUGGUCUUAACUCAUGGGGUGCUCUGCGAUCAGGUAAGUAUAAGUAAGUAUUCUACAGUCAGGUAAGUAUAAGUAAGUAUUCAAUUGGUCUUAAAACAAGGGGCGGAACCUUGAGUGUUCUCAUUGGAGAUCCAUUGACCAAUCUAGAAGUAUUUUGAAUACAACCCCAGGUUUGGGUAAGCGGUCUUAUAUAUUUUCACUAACUUAUAAUGGUGAGUUAAAAUUGAAACAAAAACAAUGCAUUUUUAGCUCCACUAUUCGAAGAAUAGGUGGGCUAUACUACUCGCCCAAGCGUCGGCGUCUGGUUAAAGUUUUAGGGCAAGUUGGGAUUUUCACUUACAAGUCCAAUACCCUUCAUUCAAGUGACUUAAUACUUCACACAGUUGUUGAGGGCCAUCACAUGAUGAGGUUAGAUAACUCCAUAUUAUUCUUUACACCGAUUAUGGCCCCUGAUUGACUAUUGAACUUAGGUUAAAGUUUUAGGGCAGGUUGGGAUAUUUAUUAAUAACUUCUAUACCCUUUGUUCAAUUGACUUAAUACUUCACACAGUUGUUCAGGACCAUCACACAAUGAGGUUACAUAACUCCAUAUUAUCAUUAAUACAAGUAAUGGCCCCUGAUUGACUUAGGUUGAAGUUGUAGGGCAGGUUAAAGUUUGAGGGCAAGUUGGGAUUUUCACUUACAAGUCCAAUACCCUUCAUUCAAUUGACUUAAUACUUCACACAGUUGUUGAGGGCCAUCACAUGAUGAGGUUAGAUAACUCCAUAUUAUUCUUUACACCGAUUAUGGCCCCUGAUUGACUAUGGAACUUAGGUUAAAGUUUUAGGGCAGGUUGGGAUAUUUAUUAAUAACUUCUAUACCCUUUGUUCAAUUGACUUAAUACUUCACACAGUUGUUCAGGACCAUCACACAAUGAGGUUACAUAACUCCAUAUUAUCAUUAAUACAAGUAAUGGCCCCUGAUUGACUUAGGUUGAAGUUGUAGGGCAGGUUAAAGUUUGAGGGCAAGUUGGGAUUUCACUUACAAGUUCAAUACCCUUCAUUCAAUUGACUUAAUACUUCACACAGUUGUUGAGGGCCAUCACAUGAUGAGGUUAGAUAACUCCAUAUUAUUCUUUACACCGAUUAUGGCCCCUGAUUGACUAUGGAGUUUUAGGGCAGGUUGGGAUAUUUAAUAAUAACUUCUAUAGCCUUCAUUCAAUUGACUUAAUACUUCACACAAUGGUUCAGGACCAUCACCCGAUAACUCCAUAUCCUUAAUACAAGUUAUGGCCCCUGAUUGACUUAAGUUAAAGUUUUAGGCAAGUAAAAGUUAAGGGCAAUUUGGGAUUUUAAUAAAAAAAACUUCUUUACCGUUCAUUCAAUGCACUUAAUAAAAUUCAAAAUUAUUUACGACCAUCUUACAACAAGAAACAUAACUCCAUUUUAACCCUAAAUACAAAUUAUGGCCCUUGAAUAUUCAUUUAUUAUUAUUAUUUUUUUAUCUCUUUUGAAAGGCAUAUUUGUAAUAUAAUUCUCAACCACAUUUCAAUAAUGGGAAAUCAAGUUAUUUGAAUGACUUGCGUCAUUGUUCAGGCGGGCUGGAGGGAGGGCAGCAUCAAAGUCACCUUAUGUAUCGAAUAAUUUUAGUGUGGUUUGAUAUAAAGAGACCAAACUUGAUAAUAUUACAUCGUUAUUGUAUUCACUUCUAAGUCAAAGCGGCAUAGUCGAGCGCUCUGUCUUAAGACGGCUCUUGUUUGUUUGCUAGUACAGUAUUGGUCAGGAAAAGAAAUAUGAAUGAAAUUGAAAACUUUAUUAUAGAAAGAAAUUUGGCAGAUAUAUAUCAAAACAAUUGUGAAGGGGAAAAAAAAUGCAUAUUUGCAUAAACGUCAGAAAUUCAUCUGGCAUUGCUAUAGAAUAUCUGGUUGCUUUUUGAUGUAGUCAAUGCCAAUUCAUUGUCAACUCGUAUCAUAGUUGCCAUAGUUUUUAUAGUAGUUAGCGCAUAUUAACAUAAUCAAGGUGUAUAUUUUAUUAUGAAUUUUUGUUAUUCUUUCUUUUCUUCAUUGAUUCAUCAUUGGGCAAAAUGUAGAAAAACUGGCUGAAAAUUGUAGACAUUUUAUUAAUGUAUACAUCGGUGGGAUUGUCCAAAAGUUGUGGUUGGCGGUUUUUCAGUUUUGAAGGAAAUAUUUUGGGUAUUCUGAUAGCCUUGAUGUCAACCUCAUCAGCUUCAUUGUCCAAAAACCGGUCACGAAACCAAUAAACAAUGUUCCAAGAUAUUCAAAUGAAUAUAGGUACACAAGUUGACCUGGACUAUUGUAGCACAUGUAAAGCAAGGCACAUGACUAGCAUUAAUGGUUAUUGAGUUACGCCCCAUGUUAAGUUGAAAACACAAACACUGAAGAGCGUUUGCCCUCUUCCUCUCACAUGUUUGUUAAGAGUUUUGGUGAGACUAAUCUUCUAAAAAUCCUAUACACUUUGAGAUUUGUUAAUACAAUAAUCUGUUUAGAAACAAACAUGUUUAAAUAAGAAACCUACAGGAAAAGUGGUAUGACCAUACCAUACAUGAUGGCAUCUAAAAAAAUGUUUAUUAUAUUGUAGUUAUUAGUGUUAAUAUAAGCAUACUCCAGUCAAGUGUAUAGUUAUAGCAUCAUACAUUUGCACCCACUUUGAAAAUCACAGAAGACUGUUAGUAAUUUGCAAUCACUUUCUGUUUUUGUUAAUUGAAGUGUAACGAGGUUUAAGGUAUAAAUCUCUAUUUUUUUUCUUUUUGCAAACAAUAUGAGGUGUAUUGUAAUGAGAGGUUUGUGUCACCUAUGGUACGUUAUGUGUUUGUUUUGCCUAUCGUAUAUAAUGAUACUAGGUGUUUGUGUCUCAUUCGUUGCUGUGUGCUCAUAAUGUGAUUUGUAACACGCAAAACUUCAUGCUUGAAAAAAUAUAUAGCUUGAAGAAAUUAAGGCAAUGUUUAUUGCUGGCUUGUCAUAGAUGUAAAGAUUUUAUGACCUGUACAUGUAUGUAGUCAAUUUUAAUGCACAUGCACGUGUCCAUAAAUAGCAGAAGACUGGGAGCAUUUAAUACAAGUAUGCUACUACUGUGAUUUAGAUGCUUUUACAAGGCCACAGAAAUACAACACUUACUUGUACCAAUCCCUAAAAUCACCAAACAAACUAUCUAUAGAGACCUAAAAUAUAAAUUAAAAUAUAUUGUACAUGCUGUCCCUGUUCCUACUUGGGUUUCAUGUUAGGGUAUUUAGGAUAUAUUCUUACGAAAUCGAAAGCUUCUGGGGGCACAAUGUAUUGUUAUAACUGUCGAUGUUCCUGCCAGGGUGUUCCGGGCAGCUUCUCAGGAAGGCAUCUUGAUGCACAAUUUUCCACUAGGAUAAAUGCGAAUGUUGUUGAUGGUCUGUUGAAGGAGUGGCCUUCUUCCUACAGUGGUUCGAGGAUAGAUGAGCGAUGUAGGGUCUUUAUCAUAUUUUAUAUUAUAUACCCGGACACAAUGCAGUAUCAUUAACAAAACAUGCACUCACAAAUCUCCUGAAACUGUUAUAUGUGUAAAGGAAAGACGCUGUGUAGUUCAGGUUGUAAACAAACGACCGAUUCAAUUCCAAAAUUAGAACUUGGUAGUAAAAUAAACACCAAAAUACCUGGCCUACACAUGCAAUGGACAUUAAUCUCCAAUGAUAGUGCACAUAUCCCAAACAUAAUCUUUGCUAAUGUCCAUUUUAUCACAACCUCUGGCAGUUGCACAGUUAACAUAUUGCCCAGGGAUUGUGAUAAUUAGAGCUCUCAUCACCUUGCAUACGUUAUGUUGCCGUUUCAGGUGAUUUGGGACUCAAAUCAUAUUGCAUGUUGUGUCAAUGGUUACGCAUUUCUAUUGCUGAUUUAUGUGUCCGGGUGAAUACUAGAGGAUUUUAGGUUUUUUCCAAGAGUACCAUUAAGGCCCUAGGUCUCUCAUCUCUCCUCAAACCACUGUGUUUCCAUAUACUUUGUUUCCCCAUGCAGCAUAAGGAACACUCCCAUGUUACAAUGUACAUCUUCACAAUGAAGAUGGCUUGAUAAUAGGAUACUCGUAUUUCAAUGAAGUAACUUCUUGUUUCAAAGUUGUUGUAGUUCAUGAAGGCAAGUAGAUUUUUAUGCAAAAAACUGGAUGUUUUUAAAUAUGCCAGAUCAUCUGUAUAUUUUUUAUACCUCACCUCCUGUUAUGUUGUGUCGGUAGGUGAUGCACAUGUGUAGAUGGUGCGUAGGUAAUGCAUAUAUUGAAGGUGAUACGUUGGUGUCAUAUAGAAGUUGCUAUUUACCUGUUGCUAUUUUCUUUGAUACAUAUUGGUAUGGAAUUGUGUUUCUACAAACCGCAGUUUUUUUCCUUUGUUGGUUUGCCACGCACAAAAUAGUGCUGAAGUAUGUAUUCUCUCCGGAGAAGUUGUUAUUGUUGUUUUUCCUCUUGCAAAAUGUUCAUGUUAGUUGCUUCUUGUUGACAAGAAAUUACUGUUUUAGUUGUUUAGUUACCCACAUUUGCAAAGUUAUGGAUGUUUUGGCUCGUGGUCUUGAUGCCAGUGAUUAAGAUUUUUAUUUUUAUUUUGACUAAAAAUCUCGUGGAAAUAUAUACUGUUGAGAUAUGUUUUCUAUUUUUUUUAAAGUAAUCAACAAAGGCAACAGAAAUUAAAACGCUUUCAUUUGUUUUAAAAGAAGAUACUUGUUGUUUUUAGACCUUGUGUGAAAUGCAAUUUAGACUCUGGUUUCCAAUCAUUCUUGUGCAUACUAUUGUCUCCGGACAUAGGUGUUUGCUGUUUAUGUCAAAUAAAGUAGUCACUGUCAACCUUUGAAGCGGACAAUAAAUCCAAAGAACUUAUUCGAAAAAAAUGGUAUAGAUAUACCUAAGAUAAUGCUGAAGAUAAUUGUGUUUGUAUAAAGGUCAAUUGUUGUAUACAGUCAAUUGUAAGCACAUAUUAUAAGUGGAAAACAUUUAGCAAACAAAAAUACAAGUAAUCAUAAUAUAUUUACAAAUUCAUAAUAUGAUUUGUAUGGACAUUUAUUCUUGUCAAUUUCAUAAAAAAAUGCAAACUGGGGUGUUUUAUAUACUGUUCUUAAUAAUAAAACUUAAAAA
This is a messenger RNA of Mya arenaria, 12661 nucleotides long. RefSeq names its product tudor domain-containing 6-like. The record is from RefSeq and is a predicted model, not a curated record. Lineage: Eukaryota; Metazoa; Mollusca; Bivalvia; Myida; Myidae. Gene Ontology annotation, molecular function: zinc ion binding; RNA binding. Bases 207 to 6710 code for a protein of 2167 amino acids. The transcript is spliced from 31 exons.